This is a messenger RNA of Cylicostephanus goldi, 452 nucleotides long. The record is from the annotation of a GenBank genome assembly. NCBI's taxonomy places the organism in Eukaryota, Metazoa, Nematoda, Chromadorea, Rhabditida, Strongylidae.
AUGUUUUUCUGCUAUAGUUCUAUAAAAUUUGAUGACAAGGAGCACCUGGCCGAUGCGGACCCGAAAUUCGCAGAGAAAUGUGGCCGAGAAAUUCGUCAGUUCAACUGCGACAAAGCCGAAUCGUUUGAAGAACAGGUUGAAUGCUUGAGGAUCAACUUCGAUGGUCUAGGUCCUGAAUGCAAGUCCAUGAUAUUCUAUCGUGAGAAGAUCGAAGCUGCCGAUAAUACUAUGGAUGAUGAACUUCAGAAGAAAUGCAGAUACGACAUUGACAAAUUCUGCCCCAACCAAGGAGAAAAUGUGCUUACUUGUCUUACAAAUAUGAAGGUUGUCCGUUUGUUGCAGAAAGAGUGCCGAACUGUCGUGCAGGAACGUAUGCGUGAAGCGGCGAGAGACAUUCGGCUACGUCCUGGAUUGCUCAGCGCUUGUAAAGUCGAAGCGGAAACACAGUAAGU